AAAUUUCAUCUUUUCUGGUAAAGGAUUUGUUAUGCAAUGUUUAGAGGGGAAAAAAAAGAAAUGAUGAACAAAUAAAGCAGAAGUGGAGACCCAGGGAGCAGUUGUAUGUGACACGGGGGAGGCAGAACAACACUGAGAAGGAACCAGUCAACUGGGCAGAAAGACAUUCCAAUCCAUUGGCACAAGAUGGACAGAGGAAAAUGGCAAAGUGAUUUUGAUAAUGAUAUAUAUGAAAAUAUCACUUGCACUGAGGAACCCACUAAAACUGCAUUGAAGAUGAGGAAGAUUCAACAGGAACCUAAAGAAGAAAACCUCUCACCAAAAUUUCUAAAGACAAGUGAAAUGUUGGAGACACAGAGGAGACUCCUGAUGGUUCUGGGGACCCUACUGGUUCUUGUCUUCACUUUCCUGAUAGUCCUGACCUGCCUCAUGUUUAUCUACUAUUCUAUGGUGAACAGUCAGCUAAAGCAGCAAGAUGAGGAAAAGGCCAACCUUCUAACACAAAUCACAACCAUAAACCAAAUAAUUGUUGAGCAGAAAGCCAACCUUCUUACACAAAUUACAAGCACAAAGCAGACACUUGAUAAUCAGAAAACACAAAUCACAGCCAUGCAACAGACACUGGAUUCCCGUAUAUCCGAGUCUAUGCGCAGUACUAAACAGGACAUCUUACAGACAAUACAAAAUGAGAAAACCAAAUGUGAUUCUGGCUGGAAAGCAUUUGAUGGAAGCUGUUAUUUUAUUGAUACAACUGAGAGGAACCAGGACGAUGCCCAGGCCACUUGUAAAUCAAUGAACAGUGAUCUGGUUAUUAUCAACAGUGACAGGGAAAAGAACUUUAUUGAAAGUAUUACUGACAGCUCAUCUUUUUGGAUUGGCCUCAAAAGGGAUAAGAAUAAUAAGAAAGAGUGGAGAUGGGUGGAUGGGACAUACUAUUAUCCAUCACAGCGAUUUUGGAUGAAUGGGGAGCCAAAUAAUGAAAGCGAAGAAUGUGUUCAUACGUCGAAAGAGAAAAAGUGGAAUGAUAUUUUUUGCACCUAUAAGUAUAAAGCAAUCUGCGAGAAAAAAUAAUAUAUUGGUUAAAGUUUUGGAGGAGUGGAUAUCAGAUUUUGGAGCACCUUAGAAAAGUCUCCUAAAAACAAGGAAGGAGAAUUAAUUGGUCUUGUAUCUAAAUGACUAUCCCCUCAGUUUAUCCCCUUAGUCUGAGCACAGCCUGUGUAUUCCUCAAAGUAUUGCUUGCCUGCAGCAUUGACAUCUUUGUUUUCAAUAAAUUGUUGUAAUGAAA
Molecule: messenger RNA, 1285 nt
Organism: Xenopus laevis (African clawed frog)
Lineage: Eukaryota; Metazoa; Chordata; Amphibia; Anura; Pipidae
Product: CD209 antigen-like protein C
Exons: 11
Coding region: 187-1071 (294 amino acids)
Source: RefSeq, a predicted model, not a curated record